Molecule: messenger RNA, 1981 nt
Organism: Nerophis lumbriciformis (worm pipefish)
Lineage: Eukaryota; Metazoa; Chordata; Actinopteri; Syngnathiformes; Syngnathidae
Biological process (GO): regulation of transcription by RNA polymerase II
Cellular component (GO): nucleoplasm
Molecular function (GO): RNA polymerase II cis-regulatory region sequence-specific DNA binding; DNA-binding transcription repressor activity, RNA polymerase II-specific
Source: RefSeq, a predicted model, not a curated record
UGCGCAUGCGCCGGCGCCAUUUUACACUAUUUCCGCUGAAGUUGCGAGGACAGACUUGAGACUAAAAAGUUAGCAAGACGACGAGUCUGUUGCCGCCUUUGUUCUCUUCUCUCCACACAUGUCGCUCAAGGGCCGCCGAUUACUGUUGAGAUAAAGUCGUUUCCGUGACUUUGAAGCCUUUUGCUUUAGCUUAGCUUGCUAGCUGUUAGCUUAGCUGCUAGCAAACAGACGUGGAAGUGAUCAGCACGUGGCUAAGUGUGCGUGGAAAGUGUUGUGAUUGUGUGAAAAUGUGCAAAGUAGAAAUGCUGAGAGUGUUGGUGAAGCAGCGACUAACUGCUGCCGUGGAAGAAAUAUUUGUAGUGUUGGAAAGAACGAUAGCAGAAUACGAGGAGGAACUUUCUAGAACAAAAGAGGAGAACGAGCGACAACGUCAACUACUGGACGCUCUUUUCAACAAACAUCAACAAACAGAUGUUGGUGAAGAACCUCUUUUUCCUGAGCAGCAGGAGUGGACCUCCAGAACAGAGCGGGAGGAGCCACAGCCUCCUCACCUUAAAGAGGAAGACGAGGAACACAGCAUCACUGAGCAUUUUAAAAAAUUGGAGGAGGUGCAAGUGGUUGGUGUCAUCGUGAAGAGUGAAGACGAUGAGGUCAAAGGUGAAAGUGAGGAGAAGGGAGAGGCGGAGCAUCCAAGCAGCAGCUCAACUCAGCACGUGACAAGAGAAGGUGAUGGUGGAGGAUCACAAGCAGACUUAGCUCCACUGUCAGAUAGUGAGGACACAACGUCACACCCUGCUGACACUGAUGAGGAAGACUCUAAAGCUGCUCAGACGUGUCUCACUGACAACACUCCCUUGAAAUGCUCUCACUGUGACAAAACUUUCACUAACCACAGUAAGCUGAAAAGACACAUGCAGUGUCACACAGGAGAGAAACCGUUCAUGUGCUUAGUCUGUGGCAAACGGUUCUCCCAGAAAGCACACAUGAAAGAACACACCAGGACGCAUACAGGCGAGAGACCCUAUGCCUGCUCAGUUUGCAGCAAGAGUUUCACUCAUGCCUCAACUCUGAUGAGACACUCCGGCACACACGCGAGAAGACACGCGCUCGAAAGCCCGUACGCCUGCUCGGUCUGCGGCGUAGGUUUCCUGAAGACGUCGCUCAUGAAAGAACACGUCAGAACGCACAGUGGAGAGAAACUCUUCUCCUGCUCAGUCUGCGGUAAAGAAUUCUUCCAAGAGUCACGUUUGAGAGAGCACUCAAAAACGCACGCCAAAGAGAAACGUUUCGCCUGCUCAGUUUGUCGCCAAACGUUCUCGCAAAAGUCGUAUCUGAUUAUACACGCGAGAACGCACACCGGGGAGAAACCUUUCAUCUGCUCAGUCUGCGGCAAAAGAUUCGCCCACCGGUCAAAUUGGAUGAGACACACGCGAACGCACACAGAAGAAAUACCAUACGCCUGCGCGAUGUGUAAUAAAAGUUUCUCCCAAAAGGAGUAUUUGAUAGCGCACAUGAAAACGCACACGAGGAAGAAACCAACUCCCUGCUCGAUCUGCCAUAUAUAUUUUGUUGAUCGCUCAGCAUUGAGGAAACACUUAAAAACACACACUGGCCGCAAUAUUGAUCCCUGAAGAUAGACUUCACUGUUUGGGGAUGUUUGCAUGCUAAUGGUGUGUAGGAACCUACUUUUAGUCAUCACAUUAUUAUUAGCAUGAUGUAUCUGAAUGAAAUAACGUCACUAACUUUAAACUUCUCCUCGCUACUCUGUGCUUACUUUGAUUUUCAGAGCUCUUUGUAUAGUUUGUGUAAAGUUGAGCUCAAGAUGUCAUUAACAAGACUGUUUGACUGCUAUUCUAUUUUUGAUGGCCUCCACACAUAUCUAACUACUCAAGACCUCUGUCCCACUAUUCAGCAUCUUAUACUGUACUCUAGUCACGAAGGAAGAAUGAAAGUUACAUAAUAAAAAUGUUUGAACAUCCAA